This is a messenger RNA of Scylla paramamosain (green mud crab), 6785 nucleotides long. RefSeq names its product cytoplasmic FMR1-interacting protein-like (gene Sra-1). Gene Ontology annotation, cellular component: SCAR complex; neuron projection; synapse. The transcript is spliced from 30 exons. Gene Ontology annotation, molecular function: small GTPase binding; RNA 7-methylguanosine cap binding. The record is from RefSeq and is a predicted model, not a curated record. Lineage: Eukaryota; Metazoa; Arthropoda; Malacostraca; Decapoda; Portunidae. Gene Ontology annotation, biological process: regulation of actin filament polymerization; cell morphogenesis; cell projection assembly. The coding region runs from base 337 to 5085 and encodes 1582 amino acids.
AAAAAAAGGAAGCAACAGCAGAGAGUGAGCUAGGGAGUGAUAAGAUAAGACGUGAUAACCCAAAGAACUACAGCGGUGGUUAACUCUGCUCUUCUUUUGCUCCCCACGCCUCGCCAGUGUACCUCCGAGGCUAUAACGAGAUACAGUGAAUAGUAAUUAGGUUAAAUGAAGCGAGUCGAGUCUUGGUGCACUGCAUGAGCCACGGGGGACGGUGACGGGUGGGAUGGAGAGCUUUGUCCCGCGGAGUUUGAACUGCGUUGCGUGGUGCGUGAACGUUGCGCAGGGCUGGUGUUGAGUGCAUUACAAUACGGCAAGAGAAGUGAGACAUCCUCAAGUAUGGCCGACUUACCCCCGCCGCCUCCGCCACCUCCAGAGGAUUAUGAUCUAGAUGAUGGCUUGCCCCCACCUCCACCGCCUCCACCUGAUUAUGAAGACGACCUUCCACCGCCGCCGCCUCCGCCUCCCUCUCUACCCUCUGUCUAUCCCGAGGAGCCGCCGCCGCCACCCGAACCGGACUAUGAUCUCUGUGAUUCUCCUUUGAGUGGCUCCCAGUUACAGGUGAGCCGUGGUGUGGAGGACCUACCCCCUCCACCACCCACAACCGAUCCCCAAGACGGGGUGAUGGGGAUAGACGACUUCAGUCAGCUCAACUUUUACAACGAUCUUCAGCAACAGGAGCUCAAAAAGGGGAGCGGGAGGAGCCGCCACUCCAGCUAUGGCUCCUCAAAUUCGACCAUGGUGGAGGGCAGCAGCAGCAGUCGCUUCAGCAUGGGUAGCGCCAGCAGCAUGGGGCGCUGGAGUCAAGUACCAGACACACCCACCAAGUCGCUUCCUCGCAGGGCGUCUUCAGCGUCGGUGGCAGCCUACACUGAGCCUUUCAUGAUGACGGAGGAGGCACAGAGCAGUCUGUACGGCACCAUGAGCAAGGCGUCCAGGCAGCACAGGGAUCGCCACCACAAGCAGCAGCCAGCAAACCCAUACGGCACAGUUCGUCGUCAGCCUGGCCAGCACUCCACCCUUGACACCAUGUACGCCACAUACAAGCGGGAGAAACACAGCAAGCACCGCCCCAGUUUGUCAAGGUCAUCUGUAACAUCUGUAACGUCCACCUCCAUCACAUCAGGUCUUCAUUCCGUUCUCGACGACCUCCCGCAGCCUGUCCCCAACGAGCGUCCCAUCCUGGAGAGGCUAAAAUACGCCCCCAGUGUGGACCUCAGUGACAGCAGUAGCAAGAUGUCUGGAGAUCGUGUGACCAUCAGCGACGCGCUGAGCAAUGUGGACGUGCUGGAUGACUUGCCUCUGCCGGACCAGCAGCCAGUCAUUGAGGCGCAACCAUGCUCCGUCGUCUACAUCGCCAACUUCGAUACCAAUUUUGAGGAUCGCAUGGCCUACGUGACGGGUGUGGCCAAGUACAUGGAGGAGGCAGCCACUCACGCUGAACUGAACAAACUACUGGAAGAGGGAGAGCAGCAUGCAGUGAUGCUGUACACAUGGCGGUGCUGCUCCAGGGCCAUCCCGCAGCCCAAGUCCAAUGAGCAGCCUAAUCGUGUGGAGAUCUAUGAGAAGACUGUGCGGGUUCUCUCUGACGAAGUGAAGAAGCUCACCAAGUUCAUGAAUUUCCAGCGUAAGGCCAUUGAUGUGUUCUGCACCCAAGUGAAGCGGCUGUGUCACCAGGAGAAGAGGAAGGACUUUGUGUCUGAGGCGUACCUGCUCACCUUGGGCAAGUUCAUCAACAUGUUUGCUGUGCUGGAUGAACUCAAGAACAUGAAGUCCAGUGUCAAGAAUGAUUACUCCACUUACAGGAGAGCUGCCCAGUUCCUGAAGGUGAUGAGUGACACCCAGAGCCUGCAGGAGUCCCAGAAUCUCUCUAUGUUCUUGGCCACACAGAACAAGAUCCGGGACACGCUCAAGGAGAAGCUCACUGCAAUACCCUCCUAUGAAGACCUUCUUUGUGAUGUGGUGAACAUCUCCAUGCACAUGUUUGAGAACCGCAUGUACCUCACACCCAAGGAGAAGCACAUGCUUGUCAAGGUGAUGGGCUUUGGCCUCUUCCUGGUGGAUUCGGAGAUCUGCAACAUCAACAAGUUGGACCAGAAGAAGAAGAUCAAACUGGAUAAGAUUGACAAAAUUUUCAAGAACCUGGAGGUGGUGCCACUGUUUGGAGACAUGCAGAUAGCGCCCUUCAACUACAUCAAGCGCAGCAAGAACUUUGACUCCAAAAUGUGGCCAAUGUGCAGUGCCUCAUCCAUCAGCCCCCAGGCAGACCUCAUGUGCCACCUUCCCCGCAUCAGAGAUGAGCACAUCAAGUACAUCUCAGAGCUGGCUCGGUACAGCAAUGAGGUCAUCACCACCUUCAAGGAGACAGCUAGGACAGAUGCUGAAAACAAGGACAUCGCAGAUCUGGCUCUCCGUGGGCUGCAGUUCCUGAGUGAGUGGACCAGUGUGGUGACAGAACUGUACUCCUGGAAGCUGCUCCACCCCACUGAUCACCAUUCCAACAAUCACUGUCCUGCUGAUGCAGAGGAGUAUGAGAGGGCAACCCGCUACAACUACACAAACGAGGAGAAGUUUGCGCUCAUUGAAGUCAUCGCCAUGAUCAAGGGGCUGCAGGUGCUGAUGGCUCGCAUGGAGGUUGUCUUCCUCGACUCCAUCCGACGCAACAUCUACCAGGAGCUGCAGGACUUUGUGCAGCUCACUCUCAGGGACCCUCUGCGCAAGGCCAUCAAGAACAAGAAGGAGCUGCUUAGGACGAUCCUGGUGUCAGUUCGGGAAACCUCUGCUGACUGGCUGAAGGGUGUGGAGCCCCCUGAGGACCCAGCUCUUAAGGGCAAGAAGGACCCUGACAAUGGCUUUGAGAUUAAGGUCAUGAGGAGGAAUGUGGGCCCGUCAUCCACCCAGUUGUAUAUGGUGCGCACAAUGCUGGAGUCGCUCAUCUCGGACAAAUCUGGUGGCAAGAAGACACUGAGGAAGGAGCUGGAUGGACAACACCUCUGCCAGAUUGAUGAAUUCCACAAGACCUCCUUCUUCUGGACCUACCUCAUCAACUUCAGUGAGACCUUACAGUAUUGCUGCGACUUGUCCCAACUGUGGUACCGGGAGUUCUACCUGGAGAUGACCAUGGGACGCAGGAUACAGACGUGCACGGUGGAGCACCAGCACAAUGACGAGUGCACAGACCUGGUGGUGAUGGAGAAACGUAUCCAGUUCCCCAUCGAGAUGUCGAUGCCCUGGAUCCUGACUGACCACAUUCUGCGCACCAAGGACGCUUCUAUGAUGGAGUGUGUGUUGUAUCCGCUGGACCUGUAUAAUGACAGUGCCUACUACGCCCUCACCCAGUUCCGCAAGCAGUUCCUGUAUGAUGAGAUUGAGGCAGAGGUGAACCUCUGUUUUGACCAGUUUGUGUUCAAGCUAUCCGAGCAAGUGUUUGCCUACUACAAGCAUCUGGCUGGCAGCAUUCUUCUGGACAAGCGCUUCCGCAGUGAGUGUAACCAGCACAGCCUGAGGAUUCACUACCCUCCAGCCAACAGGUACGAAACUCUCCUGAAGCAGAGGCACGUUCAGCUCCUGGGCCGUAGCAUUGACCUCAACAAGUUGAUCUGCCAGCGCAUCAAUGCCUCCAUGCAUAAAUCUCUGGAGGUGGCCAUUGCCCGCUUUGAAGGCGCCGACAUCACCUCAGUUGUGGAGCUGGAAGGUCUCAUUGAGGUGAACAAGCUGACCCAUAAGCUGUUGUCUCAGCUGCUUGUGCUGGAUGACUUUGAUGCUCAGUUGCGGGAGGCCAACCACAAUGUGCUGGCUCCCUAUGGCAGGACCACACUGCAUGUCUUCUGGGAGUUGAACUAUGACUUCCUCCCCAACUACUGCUACAAUGCUGCUACAGGAAGGUUUGUGAAGGCUGUGGUGACAACAUUUGCCCAACCAGUGCAGCGAGACAAACCGCCCAAUGUGGCGCCCUACAUGGUUUGGGGCAGCAAGGCACUCAAUGUUGCCUUCACCACCAUCUUUAACCAAUAUUCAGGAUUCCUCGGUCCCCCACACCUGCGGUCCAUUGUGCGUGUGCUGGGCUACCAGGGCAUUGCUGUGGUCAUGCAGGAGCUUCUGGAGAUCAUCAAUUCCCUCAUCCAGGGCAACAUUCACCAGUUCACCAAGACUCUCCUACAAGCCAUGCCCAAAUUGUGCAAGCUGCCCAGAUAUGACUAUGGCUCUCCAGGUGUGCUAGGCUACUACCAUGCUCAACUCAAUGACAUCGUGCAAUACCCUGAUGCCCGAGCUGAUCUCUUCCACCACUUCCGAGAGCUGGGGAAUGCCUUGCUCUUCUGCCUGUUGAUAGAGCAGUCCCUCACCCUGGAGGAAGUGUGUGACCUCCUGCAGGCAGCUCCAUUCCAGAACAUCUUGCCAAAGCCAUUCUGUAAAGAGGGAGAAAAGCCUGAGACCAAACAGAAGAGGCUGGAAUCCAGGUAUGCUCCCCUGCAGAUUGUGGCCAACAUAGAGAGGCUGGGCACAGCUAAGCAAGCAAUGAUAGCCCGGGAAGGGGAUCUACUGACCAGAGAAAGGCUGUGUUGUGGCCUCUCUAUCUUUGAGGUCAUCCUCACCAGGAUCCAGGCCUUUCUGGAGGAUCCCAUCUGGCAUGGCUCCCCUCCUGCCAAUGGCGUCAUGAAUGUGGAUGAGUGCACUGAGUUCCAUCGCCUCUGGUCUGCCCUUCAGUUUGUGAUGUGUAUCCCUGUCGGUGCAAACAACUUCACUGUUGAGCAGCUGUUUGGUGAAGGUCUCAACUGGGCAGGCUGCUGCAUGAUUGUUCUUCUGGGCCAGCAGAGGAGGUUUGAAGCUCUUGACUUCUGCUAUCACAUCCUGCGGGUCCAGAAGGUUGACGGCAAGGAUGAACUCAUUAAAGGAAUUCAACUGAAACGGAUGGUGGACCGCAUCCGAAGAUUCCAGGUGCUCAACUCUCAGAUCUUCGCAGUCCUCAACAAGUACCUGAAGACCAGCGACCCAGACAACCUCCCGGUGGAACACGUGCGUUGCUUCCAGCCACCCAUCCACCAGUCCCUCGCAAACCAGACCUACCAGCGGCCAGACCACCUGCGCUGAGACACCCUCCUCCUCUCCCGGCCACUACCUCCCCGUCUUCCCCCUGAGGGUGCUGAGGGGAGAGGUAGUGCCAGGGGGUGUAAGGUGAAGCAGGGCCUCCCAAAUCUUGUUUGAUGCUAAGCCCCUCCAGUGUCUCCUCUGGAGUGAGUGGUCACCAGGGGCUUGGUAGAGUACCCUGCAGGUGAUGUGAUCUCUGUGAGUCUAGCACUUUACUUUAGUGUUUCUCCUGACACCAGACAUUCUUUGUCCUUGUGGCAGAUAUUGAGAUGUCUCUUCUUAAUUUGUCUGUCCUUACUUUUAUUUCUCACUGUCAGUUAAUGGAAAACAGGCAGUAGAAAAGGAGGUUAUUAAUGUUUAUUCACCAACAGGAAUGUGUUACUGGUAAACUGGUGUUGUCAAGCCCUUACAACUUUUUGUACAUAAUUGUAUUCUUUCUAUUUUUUGGAGAUUAUGACACUUUAUGAUCUGUUGAGUCAGAACAUUGCAACGGCUAUUAUGUAUUGCAACCUGUGGGUAACAUCAUGCCAUGUGUGGGGUAGGUGCAAGACUGCCAGAUGAGCCAGUAUGGUGGUGGGCAGACCCAAAAGACAGAGAGCUUUUGCAGCUUCAGUCUUAAGCUGCCAGCCUGUGUUCUAAACAGUAUUUCCCUAAACCCGGGCUCCCACAAUUACAUAUGCACUGAAUUGGAUAAACAAUGGCCAUACAGGUGCAACUGUACUGAUAGGAUAACAACAUCCAGAAAGAAUCUUGGAUGGCAUAAGAGUGUAAAAAAAUGAUGUAAAUAAAAACUGUUGUGGGGAAGAGAAGUAAUUGGCACAAAUCACAAUUUUCCAUUGCAUGAUAUCAGCUCACUAUGCAUGUGUUGAGCUCUCUGUACCUACAUGAUAUAUGUCAUUAUGCAUGAAAUCAAUAUAAGAUGAGCCUUAUGUAGUGUACAAAAGUUACCUUGCUACAAACACUAUAUACUCAAAGGUAACCAGAGUCAGUGCAGUCUGAGAAAAAAAUAUUACGUACAAAAGCAGGAAUGCAUUAGGCCCAAGUGGUGCUUGUGAACAUAAAACUAAGGAGCCAAACAAUUACAACAAGAGGGUCAAAAGUUAGAAGAUGACUCAAGUGUACAAAGAGAAAGAAUGAUCACCAAAAUGGCUGUGUGCAAUAUCACUUCACAGGUGUUUAAAAAAAAGAGACAAAUUCAAUUUGAAAUUGCUAUAAUCUCUGCAAACAUGAGCUAAACAUGAAUAAAUGAAACUUACCAUUUGAAAAGAUGGAGUAAAGUUUCAAAUAACCACCUUCUCAAAUAGUAAAGCUUUAUCAUUGGAUGGUUUAUGGUUGCAGAGAUACAGGAAAUUCAAUUUGAAUCCAUUUUAUUGAAACAAACUAUUUUUAUCCAUCAUUAUGUUGGAUCUUUUAGUGCUUCCGUAUUUGUUGUCACUUUACUUUCCAUUAUGCCUUACCUGAUGAGAGUCUACUCCUGCGGAUGUAGUGAGGCAAGUGAGCAGAACAGCCAAUAGGACAGAUAGGUUGUUGUGUCUUUAGUCAUCUUGGGAAAAUAGUGAAAACUUUGUAGGGAAGGAUGUGUAUGUAUAUGUCAUUAUUAUAUUGCUUUCCAUCACAUUCUUGACCCUUUAUGAGUUAGCAGAACGCUGGUGAAUGUCUACACAAUAUUGCCAUUUUUAUUAAUAAAUUGACUCAAAUUUAAA